AGGGUAGGGGAGUGGUCUGACGCGAUCUUAGCGGAAUGGACAUAGAGCUGGAGACCACAACUUCCCCUUGGGGUUUUUAAGAGAAGACAAAAGCGGCACAUAUUCUCUAGAAGUCAAAAGUACGAAAAAAAGGCUUUGUUUCAUUUCAGGCUCGUCCUUGCCCAGUCUGGUUAAGGCAGUCUGUUGAUUUGCAGGUGAAGAUACAUUAAAGUUGACGCUCUUGGUCGUAAUGAUGGCGGGCAGUCGGCUGACUCUCUCAGCCUUAGUGCUGUGGAUGCAUUUCUGCAGUGUUGCGGCGCUGACGGAGCCUGAGGUGUGCUACCUUCUGGACGGCAUCCUGUUCUUCUACGGGAUCAUCCUGACCGUGCUCUAUUUCAGAAUCAGGCGUCAACAGAUGAGUCGUUCGAAGGCUCAAACUCCUCCAAUAAAGGGGAAAAAGCCAGCGGAAGAAGGAGUAUACACGGGCCUGGCGUCUCACACUCAGGACACAUAUGAGACGGUCGGCAUGAAGAAGAACCCAAACAUGUGAACCAGUUGGUUUCAGCUCCGUCGGUUUGUGAGGCUGACAACCAAUGUAUAAACUAUAUUAUCCAUAGUCAUUCUAACAAUAUUAAUGUAUAAACUAUAUUAUCUAGUCAUUCUAACAACAUUAAUCUAUUAACUGUAUUAUGCAGACAUUCUAACACAAAAGUAUAAACUAUAUCAUCCACAUAUGUAUAUUAUCCACAGCCAACUAUAUUAUCCACAGCCAUUCAAGCAACAUGAAUGCAUGAACUAUAUUAUCCAUAGUCAUUCUGUGUAUAAUAUAUAUUAUCCAUAGUCAUUCUAACAGCAUAAAUGUCUAAACUAUAUAAUUCACAGUCAUUUUAAAAACAUUAAUGUAUAAACUAUAUUAUCCAUAGUCAUACUAGCGACAUUAAUUAAUCAACUUUAUUAUCCAUACUCAUUCGAACAACAUUAAUGUGUCAACUAUACUAUGCGUGCUUCUUCAUUCUUCUGUAUGGAAAUGUGUCUAGGUGGAAAUAAGAAGCGGUAAAACACCUGAUGCUCUCCUUCGAAUCCUUUGCAAAUAUUUAUGCAAAUCAGGGCAGGCAAAGUUGAGCCUGUAGUGCCUUUGAUUGUGUACAACAACACAUGUGUUGUCGCAUGCGUUGCGUGUGCGUGCGCCUGGCCACACGUAGACACAUGGAAAUAAUAACAUGUGAGCCGACACCAGAAGGGAGACAUAGACGGGCUUUCUGCACGAUGUACGAUACACUAGGGGUCUGCUGAGGAGGUGAUGAUCUAGUGGUCGGGGUGGUGGGAUGUCAACCGAAAGAAAGGUGUCUGGGUUCGAUCUUCAACGUUCUUCGAACUACCUUUUGAUAUGUUCACACGUUCUCGAGUUCUACAAGGUAAAUGUUACACAGUUGGCGUAAAUGUUUUUAACGCCAACUGUUUCAAUGUUUUUGCUGUUGGUGAUUAUUUUCAUGUUAUCUUUUUCUUUCUUUCUUUGGGCUGUGGCCAGAUGAUACUUUUAAAAUUGUCAUGACUUUUGUCUCAAAUCAAACAUGUAUUGUACAUAGAAUAUGGAAGUGGGCUUAUAUGUGCAAUAUAUUUCAUGUGGUUGUCAUUAAAGAUAAAAAGGAGAUAUACA
Messenger RNA from Gadus morhua (Atlantic cod), 1636 nucleotides. It is a transcript of the gene fcer1g, whose product is annotated as Fc epsilon receptor IgFc epsilon receptor Ig. The transcript has 5 exons. Gene Ontology annotation, molecular function: IgE receptor activity. The coding region runs from base 230 to 529 and encodes 99 amino acids. NCBI's taxonomy places the organism in Eukaryota, Metazoa, Chordata, Actinopteri, Gadiformes, Gadidae. Gene Ontology annotation, cellular component: Fc-epsilon receptor I complex. Gene Ontology annotation, biological process: cell surface receptor signaling pathway. The record is from RefSeq and is a predicted model, not a curated record.